Molecule: messenger RNA, 2619 nt
Organism: Fundulus heteroclitus (mummichog)
Lineage: Eukaryota; Metazoa; Chordata; Actinopteri; Cyprinodontiformes; Fundulidae
Product: T-box transcription factor TBX1-like
Biological process (GO): positive regulation of DNA-templated transcription; regulation of transcription by RNA polymerase II; cell fate specification
Cellular component (GO): nucleus
Molecular function (GO): RNA polymerase II cis-regulatory region sequence-specific DNA binding; DNA-binding transcription factor activity, RNA polymerase II-specific
Source: RefSeq, a predicted model, not a curated record
GACGCGUUUUUCCUGCCGUGGUGCGGAGGGGAGGAGGGGGCGUGGAUCUGUCUCGCUCACUUUUGACAUUCUCGUGGCAGUGCGGGAUUCUCCAGACUACGCCGCCCCGUCAGCGACCGGAGGAGAAGCGAGGGAAGAUUAAGCUUGACGGAUGCGCCGCCGUUUGAUCCGUUGGGGGAACUCUUUGCAUCUGGACUACUUUCGGGGAAGCGCUGCAAGCCUGACUCUGGCACGGCACGCAGCUGCCGGUGGCGGAAUGUGAGAAACUCCCUUUGGCGCAUGGUCUUCUUGCACGGCGCGCAGAACUUCUCCUGCUUUCUGCGCGUCUGGAAAGCAGAGGAAGAGGCGGUGGUGGUGGCGGUGUUGGAGGAGGGGGAGGAGGAGGAGGGUCGGCCUGUAACGACUCGGUCCCUUGCCUAUGGACGACAUCGGUCCCCUCUCUCCAAAGGCAAAUGCGUUCAGUAUUGCCUCUCUGAUCUCGGCUGCAGAGCGAGCAGGAAACGCGGCGUUUGACAAACAGCGCACCGGUCUGGACAGCCAGAGUUACUGUAAAAUGCACUACAGCACUGUCACCCGGGAAAUGGAAGCCUUCACGACGAGCAGCCUGAGCAGCCUCAACACGCCGGGGGGCUACCACCUCUCCCCGUCCCCCGGGGACCCCUACAGCCAACAUGAGUCCCACUUCGAGCCCUGCCCGGCCGCGCAGCACAACUACAACUACCCGGGAUCCAACCCGGGCCAGAGCCAGGGCCAGCCGAGCGACAGCGGGACUCCCAACUGCUCCUCGUCGUCCUCCAACUCCACACCGAACAGCAAGAGUGUCGUGAAGAAAAACCCGAAGGUGGCCAACAUUAGCGUCCAGCUGGAGAUGAAGGCUUUGUGGGACGAGUUUAAUCAACUGGGCACGGAGAUGAUCGUUACCAAGGCUGGCAGGAGGAUGUUUCCAACAUUCCAAGUAAAAAUCUUCGGGAUGGAUCCCAUGGCAGACUACAUGCUCCUGAUGGACUUCCUGCCUGUAGACGACAAACGAUACAGGUAUGCUUUCCACAGCUCGUCGUGGCUGGUGGCGGGUAAAGCUGAUCCCGCCACGCCGGGGAGGGUGCAUUACCACCCGGACUCUCCAGCCAAGGGCGCUCAGUGGAUGAAGCAGAUCGUCUCCUUCGAUAAACUCAAGUUAACAAACAACCUGCUGGAUGAUAACGGACAUAUCAUCCUGAACUCCAUGCACCGCUACCAGCCCAGGUUCCACGUGGUUUACGUGGAUCCCCGCAAGGACAGCGAGAAAUACGCGGAGGAAAACUAUAAAACGUUUGUUUUUGAGGAGACCCGCUUCACAGCGGUCACCGCCUACCAGAACCACCGGAUCACGCAGCUGAAGAUAGCCAGCAAUCCGUUCGCAAAGGGCUUCAGAGACUGUGACCCAGAGGACUGGCCCAGGAAUCACAGGCCAGGCUCGCUGCCAAUAAUGAGCGCCUUCGCCAGAACAAGAAACCCAAUGUCAUCUCCCCCUCAGCACAACGGCACAGAAAAAGAAGACGCCAGACGGGAAUAUGAAGGAGACCCCAGCAGCACCCCAAUUCACGCAGACCCGGCUCACCAGCUGAUGUCCCGCGUCCUCAGCCCGGCUCUGCCGGUCCCGGGAGGCCUUCACGCCGUCCCGCUAACGAGCGGCCGACCGAGCCCUCCCCACGACCUCCGGCCCGAUCCCCACCCUCUGCCCCCGGACACCCUGCACCACCACCCCUACAAGUACCCCACUGCCUAUGAACACUACUUAGGAGCCAAGACCAGGCCUUCGCCGUACCCUUUACCGAGCAUAAGAGGACACACAUACCAUCACCACAUGAACCCCGCCACAACUAACAUGUACUCAGCAACCAGCGGCCCCUCUAACUACGACUACGGGCCCAGAUAAUGACCGCUGUCCAUCAAGGAUAAUGGCGCGCAGCACUGUGGGAAAACUAGCGGGCAAGGAACGGCGACGCGGUUCAUUCUGUUGAUGGUUCCUGCAACACGUGGGGUUUAAUCAGAGGCUGAGACUCCCCUCUGCUGGAUAAAUCCUGUCAUAUUUAUUUAAAAGGAAAUGCAUCUAAGCAGGGACACCUGUUCUAAGCCCUCAAACGGCUCUGCGUUGACCUUUGAACUGAAACGGGAAGAGCUCCUACUCGGGCAGCGCAGAUGUUAAGCCACCAGCCUGAGGAAAAAGGAGGAGCCUUUCCUCAACACGGACAACACUUCUGUUCACAGACUGGAAAUGAUUCAUUUUGUCGUUGUUGUUUUUUUUUCUUUUUGAUGCACUUUUUUGAUUUGCCUUGUUUUUAUUGCUUUAAAAAAAGCCAUACGUUAUAUAGUCCCAUCAACCUUCUAGGUUAGUAGACGAGAUGUUUGCAUAUUGAGCUCAUCAGAGAAGAUGUCAAAAUACAUCGAAAUGUUUUUUUUUUUUUUUGUUUUUUUUGCUUAAGGAAAAGAAAAAAAUAUUUGAAAAUUUCUGAACAUCUCGAGCCGCUCUGAGUAGCUUGUACCAUGGCACUGACUUGCAGCAAUUUUAAGUAAAUAAAAACAAAGCAGGAAGAAUCUUCUGUAUCUGUAAAAAAAUGACCAUUAAAUCUCUGUGAAAAU